GCCGCGAUGCCGGGCCCGCGGGCGCUGCUCUGCCUCCUCGCCCUGGGGCUGCUCGGCUCGGCCGGGCCCGGGGGCGCCGCGCCGCCGCUCUGCGCUGCGCCCUGCAGCUGCGACGGAGACCGUCGGGUGGACUGCUCCGGCAAGGGGCUGACGGCCGUGCCCGAGGGGCUCAGCGCCUUCACGCAAGCGCUGGAUAUCAGUAUGAAUAAUAUUACUCAGUUACCAGAAGAUGCAUUUAAGAACUUUCCCUUCCUAGAGGAGCUACAAUUGGCUGGCAAUGACCUUUCUUUUAUCCACCCCAAAGCCUUGUCUGGGUUGAAAGAACUCAAAGUCCUAACACUCCAGAAUAAUCAGCUGAAAACUGUACCCAGUGAAGCCAUUCAUGGGCUGAGUGCUUUGCAGUCUUUGCGCUUAGAUGCCAACCACAUCACCUCAGUGCCUGAGGAUAGUUUUGAAGGGCUUGUGCAGUUACGGCAUCUUUGGCUGGACGACAACAGCCUGACUGAGGUGCCGGUGCAUCCCCUCAGCAACCUGCCCACACUGCAGGCACUGACCCUGGCUCUCAACAACAUCUCCAGCAUCCCUGACUUUGCGUUCACCAAUCUUUCGAGCCUGGUGGUUCUGCAUCUUCACAACAACAAAAUUAAAAGCCUGAGUCAGCACUGUUUUGAUGGACUAGAUAACCUGGAGACCUUGGAUUUGAAUUAUAAUAACUUGGAGGAAUUUCCUGAUGCUAUUAAAGCCCUUCCUAGCCUGAAAGAAUUGGGAUUUCAUAGUAAUUCCAUUUCUGUUAUCCCUGAUGGAGCAUUUAGUGGUAAUCCACUCUUAAGAACUAUACAUUUGUAUGAUAACCCUCUAUCUUUUGUGGGGAACUCGGCAUUUCACAACCUCUCUGAUCUUCUUUCCUUAGUUAUUCGCGGUGCAAGCAUGGUCCAAUGGUUCCCCAAUCUGACUGGAACUGUCCAUCUGGAGAGCCUGACCUUGACAGGUACAAAGAUAAGCAGCAUACCUGAUAACUUAUGUCAAAACCAAAAGAUGCUUAGGACUUUGGAUUUGUCUUAUAACAAUUUAAGAGAUCUCCCAAGUUUUAAUGGUUGUCAUGCUCUAGAAGAAAUUUCAUUGCAACGUAAUCAAAUCUACCAAAUAAAGGAAAAUACUUUUCAAGGCCUUGUAUCUCUGCGGAUUCUAGAUCUGAGUAGAAACCUGAUCCGUGACAUUCACAGUGGAGCUUUUGCAGAGCUUACAUCAGUUACUAACCUAGAUCUAAGUUUCAAUGAGCUGAAGUCACUACCUACAGAAGGCCUGAGUGGGCUAAACCAACUGAAACUUGUGGGCAACUUCCAGCUGAAAGAAGCCCUGGCAGCGAAAGAUUUCACUAGUCUCAGGUCUUUAUCAGUACCAUAUGCUUAUCAGUGCUGUUCGUUUUGGGGUUGUGACUCUUAUGCAAAUUUAAACACAGAAGAUAACAGCCUCCAUGACCACAGUCUGACAAAAGAGAAAGGGACUGCUGAUGCAGCCAAUGUCACAAGCAGUGCUGAAAAUGAAGAACAUAGCCAAAUAAUCAUCCAUUGUACACCGUCAACAGGUGCUUUUAAACCCUGUGAAUAUUUGCUGGGAAGCUGGAUGAUCCGCCUUACUGUGUGGUUCAUUUUCUUGGUUGCACUGUUUUUCAACCUGCUUGUCAUUUUAGCCACAUUUACAUCAUCUACAUCACUGCCUUCCACCAAAUUGUUCAUAGGCUUGAUUUCUGUGUCUAACUUCUUCAUGGGCCUCUACACUGGCACCCUUACUUUCCUUGAUGCUGUGUCCUGGGGCCGGUUUGCUGAAUUUGGCAUCUGGUGGGAGACUGGCAGUGGCUGUAAAGUAGCUGGAUUUCUUGCAGUUUUCUCCUCAGAAAGUGCCAUAUUCUUACUAACAUUAGCAGCUGUGGAAAGAAGCUUAUCUACAAAAGAUAUAAUGAAAAAUGGGAAAAGCAAUCAUCUCAAACAGUUCCGGGCUUCCGCCCUUUUUGCUUUCCUGGGUGCUGCAGUAGCAGGCUGUUUCCCCCUUUUCCACAAAGGGGACUAUUCUGCCUCCCCUCUGUGCCUACCAUUCCCUACAGGAGAAACACCAUCGUUAGGAUUCACUGUGACAUUAGUGCUGCUGAACUCACUAGCAUUUUUACUAAUGGCCAUUAUCUACACUAAGCUCUACUGCAACCUGGAAAAAGAGGACCUCUCGGAGAACUCCCAGCCCAGCAUGACUAAACAUGUUGCUUGGCUGAUCUUCACAAACUGUAUCUUUUUCUGCCCUGUGGCAUUUUUCUCCUUUGCACCAUUGAUCACUGCAAUUGCUAUCAGUCCUGAAAUCAUGAAGUCUGUUACUCUGAUAUUUUUCCCAUUGCCUGCUUGCCUGAAUCCAGUCCUAUACGUUUUCUUCAACCCAAAGUUUAAAGAAGACUGGAAGUUACUGAAGCGGCGUGUUACCAGGAAGUACGGGUCUGUUUCCAUGUCCAUCAGUAGCCAAGGUGGUUGUGUGGAACAGGAUUUCUACUAUGACUGUGGCAUGUACUCACAUUUGCAGGGUAACCUGACUGUAUGUGACUGCUGUGAAUCAUUUCUUUUGACAAAACCAGUGUCAUGCAAACACCUAAUCAAAUCACAUAGUUGUCCUGCAUUGGCAGUGGCUUCUUGCCAAAGACCAGAGGGCUAUUGGUCUGACUGUGGCACACAGUCAGCCCACUCUGACUGUGCGGACGAGGAAGAUUCCUUUGUCUCGGACAGUUCUGACCAGGUUCAGGCCUGUGGACGAGCCUGCUUCUACCAGAGUCGAGGAUUCCCUCUGGUGCGUUAUGCUUAUAAUCUACCAAGAGUAAAAGACUGAAGUACUAUAUUUCUAAACAUUUCCCUUUUCAACCAAAAUCCCAGUGCUUAUCAAAUGAACCAUAUUUUGUCUUUAUCUGGGAAGCACUUCUGUAAUCACUGCAUGGUGUCACAUAGAAGAAGGUGGCAGUUCAUUUCUCAAACCAGACAUUUCUGAAGAACAGGUGCCUAAAUUAUAAAUUCAAACAUACAAUGUCAAAGCAACAUGUAGUCUAUCUGAAGUAAAUGAAACUUGAAAGGAGUUUGAGGUAUUAUAUAGCAAUAUAAAAUUAGUUUAUUCUGAUCCAUAAGAUGCAAACUUUAAAGUAUUUCAGAAUUAAGCACAAGGUAAAAAACAGCUGUUAAUGUUUCUUAAAAAUAUAUUAAAUGUUAUUUCAUAUAACAGAUAAAAAGUCUUGCUAAUUUUACCUAAUUUUUCAUCAUUAAUCUCAGGACAACUUACUGCAGGGCCAAAAAAGGGAUUGUCUCCAGCCAGAACUGUGAGAGUAAACAUAGGCGUUGUCUUUACACAUUUUCUAUUUCCAUCUCUGACAAAAGAAAAUCAUAGAGUUUGUUCAAAUGUUGUGUAAAUCUAACACCUGGAGAUGGUUUAAAAGCAGUAUUAACAGCUGUUUUUUUUUUUUUCUAGUAGGACAUUUGUUAUGAAAUCCAUUGCUUUGGUGCAAUCACGAUCAUUUUUCCUCAGUGUUUUGCAGUCAACACUACUAGGAAAAGUAAAAGCCAAUGUGCUGUGGGUUUAGUAGAGGGUGAACUACUAACUUACAUGGAGAUUUUCAUAGUAUACAAGGGAUAUGAUUCCAUGUAAUGUUCCCUUUAAUAAGCCCUUCCUCAUAUCACUGGCUCUCCUGAUAUUUCCAAUUUGUUAGCAUGUCAUUUAUACUUUGGAAUAGACAGAAAGUAACUAAGGUGAAUAAUUUUCUGUAAUUGGAAGAAGCUGGGAGUAAUCAUUACACAAAGCACUUACUUGUUUCUAAGUGAGCUGGAGUCUUCUGUGCUAUUACAUGGAAAUUCAUACAUUUUCCCCAUCCUAUGUUUUGUUUAAAAAAAAAAAAAGAGCCCAUUUAGUAGCUCAGAUACUCUGUACUGGGUGGACAA
Molecule: messenger RNA, 3956 nt
Organism: Jaculus jaculus (lesser Egyptian jerboa)
Lineage: Eukaryota; Metazoa; Chordata; Mammalia; Rodentia; Dipodidae
Gene: Lgr4
Product: leucine rich repeat containing G protein-coupled receptor 4
Exons: 18
Coding region: 7-2862 (951 amino acids)
Biological process (GO): G protein-coupled receptor signaling pathway
Cellular component (GO): membrane
Molecular function (GO): protein binding; G protein-coupled receptor activity; protein-hormone receptor activity
Source: RefSeq, a predicted model, not a curated record